CCUUCCUUCCUUCCUAUCACUGAAAUGAAAUGAAGAACCACAGAAGUAAUCGGCGAAAUUGCGUGUUUUGUUUUUAAAGUUAGUUUCUGAUUCUGUUUCAAUUGUAAAAAUCUUACUGCACUGAUAUUUUUGUUAAAGAGUGGACUAAAGAUGGGAGUACGUACGUACAAUGAAGAACUACAGUAUUUGGAGAAAAUUUCUCCUGUCGCCUGGAGAAUCAAGAAAGGUUUUGUAUCGAAUAUGAAAGUUGAAGGAAUAUUUUAUGUGAAUUCCCAUUUAGAAAAGUUAAUGUUUGAUGAACUUCGAAACUUCUGCAGACCUGGUUCUAUUGGAGGGUUUUUGCCUGGUAUGAAACAAAUAGGAAAUGUAGCUGCCCUUCCAGGUAUUGUCAGUCGGUCAAUUGGGCUUCCUGAUGUUCAUUCUGGGUAUGGUUUUGCAAUUGGAAAUACUGCUGCAUUUGACAUGGAUGAUCCUAAAGCUAUUGUAUCACCAGGUGGUGUAGGCUUUGAUAUAAAUUGUGGUGUCCGUUUGCUGAGGACAAAUUUAAUGGAAAAAGAUGUGCAACCAAUCAAAGAACAACUUGCUCAAAGUAUGUUUGAUCAUAUUCCUGUUGGUGUUGGUUCAAAAGGCAUAAUUCCAAUGAAUGCUAGAGAUCUGGAAGAGGCUUUGGAAAUGGGUGUUGAUUGGUCACUUCGUGAAGGAUAUGCUUGGGCAGAAGAUAAAGAGCAUUGUGAAGAGUAUGGAAGAAUGCUUACUGCAGAUCCAGCUAAAGUAUCUAUGAAAGCUAAGAAACGUGGUCUUCCACAAUUAGGUACACUGGGAGCUGGGAACCAUUAUGCAGAAAUUCAAGUUGUAGAUGAAAUUUUUGACAAAACUAAUGCUAGUAAAAUGGGUAUUGAUUCUAGAGGCCAAGUAUGUGUUAUGAUUCAUAGCGGGAGCAGAGGAUUUGGCCAUCAAGUUGCUACUGAUGCUUUAGUUGCUAUGGAAAAAGCCAUGAAACGAGAUCAGAUUGAAGUAAAUGAUAGACAGCUAGCUUGUGCUCAUAUUAAAUCCCAGGAAGGCCAAGAUUAUUUGAAGUCAAUGGCCGCUGCUGCUAAUUUUGCUUGGGUUAACCGCUCAAGUAUGACCUUUUUAAGCCGACAAGCAUUUGCCAAAGCUUACAAUACUACUCCAGAUGACUUAGAUAUGCAUGUGAUAUAUGAUGUGUCUCAUAAUAUUGCCAAAAUAGAAAAACAUUUUGUAGACGGUAAAGAAAAAAUGCUGCUGGUUCAUAGAAAGGGUUCAACACGAGCAUUUCCACCACAUCAUCCUUUAAUUCCUGUAGAUUACCAGCUUACUGGUCAGCCAGUACUUAUUGGUGGUACUAUGGGAACAUGUAGUUAUGUAUUAACUGGAACUGAAAAAGGUAUGGUGGAAACAUUUGGUACAACUUGUCAUGGUGCUGGUCGAGCUUUAUCUAGAGCCAAAUCUCGCAGAAAUCUGGAUUAUCAGGAUGUUCUGAACAAUUUAGCUGACAUGGGUAUUUCUAUCAGAGUAGCAUCUCCUAAACUAGUCAUGGAGGAAGCUCCAGAUUCAUAUAAAAAUGUAACUGAUGUUGUUGAUACUUGCCAUGAAGCAGGUAUAAGUAAAAAGUGUAUUAAACUCAGACCUAUUGCUGUUAUUAAAGGAUAAAUGCUAUUAAAAAUUUAUGAUGGAA
Argiope bruennichi is the source of this 1696-nucleotide messenger RNA. It is a transcript of the gene RtcB, whose product is annotated as RNA-splicing ligase RtcB homolog. Bases 151 to 1671 code for a protein of 506 amino acids. The record is from RefSeq and is a predicted model, not a curated record. Gene Ontology annotation, biological process: tRNA splicing, via endonucleolytic cleavage and ligation. Gene Ontology annotation, cellular component: tRNA-splicing ligase complex; nucleus. NCBI's taxonomy places the organism in Eukaryota, Metazoa, Arthropoda, Arachnida, Araneae, Araneidae. Gene Ontology annotation, molecular function: RNA ligase (ATP) activity. The transcript is spliced from 11 exons.